AUGUCAAGUGGUGGUGAAAGACCAGGAAGUGAGAAGCAGGAAUACUACAGGCAACGGAGGCUGAGCAGUUAUAUCCUUAGACGUGGGUUCAUACGCGACUGUCUGGAAGAACAGGUUCUCCCAAAAAGCGCUCCAAAACAGCUAACAAGCAAGAAUGUCCCAUUCAGCGAUAGUGCAAGAGCAUACCUUCGGGAGGCACUCAACACACUAACCGACGAGAUAAACGCACUACGGGAAAGCGGCUCGACGGACUCACUACCCCUACGCCUCAAGAGGAAGCUUAGAGAGGAGGAGCGGCAGCAACGAGAAAAACUGACCAGAAAAUUAAAAGAAUUAUGCUCCCACAGCAAAUGGAACAACGCAGGACGGCUGGACAUCAUUCAAAAUCUUUCCAACACACCACUGAACGAGACAGAAAUGCAAGCUCUGUCCCUGGGAUUAAAAUUUGACUCAGGACAACCUAGAUUCAAAUACAACGAACUGCUCAACAAAAACUACAACUGGAAGGAGAAGGACGUCGACAAGGGCUUCAAACAAGGAGUCAUAGCGUGCUACCAGGCGAUCGCCGAGGAUGAAGAGCCUGGACUGCCAAGGAGGUUUCGCACUGCAUUAGAGGAUCUCGGCAGACGCACGGACAUCGUGAUAACUCAAGCGGAUAAAGGCGGCGGCGUAGUGGUAAUGAAGAGGACCGAAUACGUGGACAAGAUGCAGCAGUUGCUUAGUGACAGCAACACUUACAAGAAAACUAGAACAGGAUUCGCAGAAAAAGAGGCCGCCAAAUUCAGCAAAGAAGUGAGGAAGAUUUUAUCUAGAACAGACAGAGGAAAGAAACUAAUUGGCUUUCUCGAAGAGGCACCACGUCCACCAAGGAUGAGAGGGCUCCCAAAACUACACAAACCAGGAGUCCCGAUGAGACCUAUAACAUCGGGAAUAGGAAGCGCUCCUCACCGGCUCGCGAAAGUAUUGGCGAAACCGCUAUCAGUAGCAAUGGGAACCAUCAGCAGCGCCCACUUACGCAACUCUACGGACCUUAUCGAACGGAUACGUCACGUGGACCUUGCGGGGAAGAAGAUGGCCAGCUUCGAUGUGAAGGCUCUCUUCACGAACGUACCAGUGGUUGGGGCAAUGAAAGCGGUGCAGAAAGUAAUCGAAAGUGUUAGUGAAAGUGAAUUACCAGUGAACAAGACGGAUUACAUAAAACUAGUGUCUCUGUGUGUGAAGUUUGGGUGCUUUACGUUCGGUGAGGAGGAGUUUGUGCAACACAGAGGUUUAGCCAUGGGUUCCCCUAAGUGCAGUUAUGGCUUCCUCUACAUGGAGUUACUCGAAAGCGAGAGUUUAGUGCGUGUGAUGGGGAGCGAAUCACUGUGGUUUCGUUACGUUGAUGACAUUAUAGUAAUAAUGCCGACAGACACCAACGUUAACGACAAACUCUGUAAGCUCAACGAAGUAAAUGAGCACAUACAGUUUACAGUGGAGGAGGAAGUUAAUGGUGUGUUGCCGUUUCUAGAUAUCAGGCAUAGUAAUAGGGUUCUUCUUACGUGCCUUCAGAGUGUGCAGUGA
This is a messenger RNA of Portunus trituberculatus (swimming crab), 1560 nucleotides long. RefSeq lists its product as uncharacterized. The transcript has a single exon. The record is from RefSeq and is a predicted model, not a curated record. The coding region runs from base 1 to 1560 and encodes 519 amino acids. Lineage: Eukaryota; Metazoa; Arthropoda; Malacostraca; Decapoda; Portunidae.